Molecule: messenger RNA, 288 nt
Organism: Blepharisma stoltei
Lineage: Eukaryota; Ciliophora; Heterotrichea; Heterotrichida; Blepharismidae
Source: the annotation of a GenBank genome assembly
AUGCAUUUAAUCCUAGCUAUUAAAAUUAUUAUUAAGAUAAGUCCAGCUAUUAAAAAAUACCAUUUGGAGAUCUAUAUUAAAUUAGAUUUUGAAAGCAGAUGCUGUAAAAGCUCUGCUGUUUGGAAAAGCAUGUUACACAAGUAUUUAUCAAAUUUUGAUAUAAAUCGAUUUAUUAUUACCAAUUUUCAGGGGUAUGUUAAGCUAGUAUUGAUUGACGAAGAUAAACUUAUAGUAAUAAAAGCUGUACUGAAAACUGAAUUUAAAAUAGUUAAUUCAAUAUAUGUUUAA